Salvia miltiorrhiza (redroot sage) is the source of this 1363-nucleotide messenger RNA. Its product is annotated as WAT1-related protein At1g43650-like. The transcript has 7 exons. NCBI's taxonomy places the organism in Eukaryota, Viridiplantae, Streptophyta, Magnoliopsida, Lamiales, Lamiaceae. Bases 110 to 1159 code for a protein of 349 amino acids. Gene Ontology annotation, molecular function: transmembrane transporter activity. Gene Ontology annotation, cellular component: plasma membrane. The record is from RefSeq and is a predicted model, not a curated record.
GUCGUUUGUUGAAUAAAGGUUUUCUUGAUUUUUCUAUAUAUGCCUCAAAGCUCAUGCUUGAAUUAAUCCCACACACACACACAAAUUAAACUAAAAAGAAAAUAUCUAAAUGGGGAAAUCGCAGUGGUUGUUGAAUAUGUUAGAACAAUAUAAAGCUUGCCUAGGAAUGAUAAUGGUGCAGCUUGCAUACGCAGGCAUGGCGAUGUUCUCUAAAGCCGCCAUUGAUAGAGGAAUGAGUCCUUACAUCUUCGUUGUUUAUCGACAGGCAUUUGCCACCAUAACCUUGGCUCCUUUCGCCUUCUUCCUCGACAGGAAGAACCAUGAUGAUCAUCCUUUGUCGUACACCCUAAUCUUGAAGAUUUUCUUGAGUUCUUUAUUCGGCAUAACUCUGAGUUCGAAUCUCUACUCAUAUGCAAUAAACUACGUCUCCGCAACCUUUGCUUCCGUGGGCAUCAACACAAUUCCGGCUCUCACCUUUCUCAUCGCUGUUAUAUUUAGAAUUGAGGCAUGUUCCAUAAGAAAUUCAGGAGGGAUAGCCAAAUUAGUUGGUUCGGUUUUGAGCCUAUCGGGAGCGAUGGUGUUCGCCUUCGUAAAAGGGCCUGUAGUUAGGUUGAUGAAAUGCUCAAAUUCGACGAAUUCUAAUAAUUCCAACGACUACAAAUGGAUUCAGGGUUGCAUGCUUAUGCUUGCUGCCAACUUUAUUUGGGCAUCAUGGUUUGUCAUGCAGGCACCUCUAGUGAAGCAGUAUCCAGCAAAAUUUCGCCUAAUAAUGCUGCAGUGCUUUUUUAGCUGCACACAAUCAUCAAUUUGGGCAAUGAGUAUGGAGAGGGACAUAUCAUCGUGGCGAAUUAAAUGGGAUCUCAAUCUUUUCUCGGUCGCCUAUUGUGGUGUAGUAGUGACUGGAAUAUCGUUCUGGUUGCAACUGUGGGCGGUAGAGAAGAAAGGGCCAUUUUAUGCUGCAGCUUUCACUCCAUUAAUUCUCAUCUUCACUGCUCUCUUCUCACUUUUUCUCUGGAACGAGAUGCUCUAUGUUGGAAGUUUUUGCGGAGGUAUAUUACUGAUAGCUGGAUUGUACUGCGUCAUAUGGGGAAAGAAUAAGGAAACCCAGAUGAAAGAAAAUCAAGAGAAAGUAGAUAUAAAAGAGGAAAUGGUGGUGUAGUGUGCACGCGCACUAAUAACUAAUCAUCAUCUUAUCAUCUUAAUUAUUGGUGGUGGAUUUGCUGACAUCAACAUUAAUGGCUUCCAAUAUUAUAUUGGCCUUAAUUAUGUCAUCAAAUUAAUCCCUCUCCCCCCUCAAUGUAUAUCACCCAUGACCCACUAUAUGUUCUUAAUUUUGAAUUAAGUAGAACAUCUAAUUUUCUAU